AUGAUGGAGACGACGUUGACACUGUCAUCGGAUUCAGAAGACGACGACGUGACGCCGCCACCAGCGAAACGGCGAUCGAUAGAAGGCGUGCCGAAGAGUUUCGAUGGCGACAAAAAGGCGAGAUUCUCGUUCGGAGUCUCCUCUUCAAGAAUUUCAGAAGAUGGUGACGUGGCGGAUUCAGAUGACGUCAGAUUCAGAAGCACUAUUCUGAAGACUCCAGUUUCUCUGAGAAGACGAUCGAUUUCAAUGAGUUGUAUGACUCCUCGAGAUCCAUCGAAACGGAUUAAUGAACCACCGGCGAAUCAGAUUUGUUCGGGUUUUGUGAGAAAUGAAGAUGAUGAUGACGUGGCGAUGAUGGAGAGAGAAGAAGAGGAGAGAGACGCAGAGAAAGAGACAGAUUUGAAUUUGAGAGCUCUGUUGAGUCCUGAGAAGAAGAAGAGGAAGGAAAAGAUCACAGAAGUGCAAAACGAGUUUUACGGUGUGUAUUGUCUGAUCAGUCGAAGUGACCGCCCGUGUUACAAGAAUCGAUGUUACAUCGGGUAUACUGUAGACCCGAAUCGACGAAUCAUGCAACACAAUGGGGGACGGUUUAAGGGCGGAGCCAAGAAGACCGAUUCCAGGGGACCGUGGGACAUGGUAUGCGUCGUACACGGUUUCCCAAACCACGUGGCAGCCCUUCGGUUCGAGUGGGCGUGGCAGAAUCCUACAGUAUCCAAGACUCUAAAAGAGAAACAUUUGAAAAAGGAGAGAAAAGAGACGCCUUUCGCUUAUCAACUCCGAAUAGCGUGCCAACUGAUGAAUAGUGACACGUUCUGCCGUUUCGCUCUCACAUUUCGGUGGUUGAUUACUAAAGAAGAAUUGCCAUUUCCCACGAGUUGUCCCCCACCGGAACACAUAAAAUUGAAAUAUGGAAAAGUGAAAAAAGAAAUGAGUUUAGUCCCUGCGAAACGAGAGGAUUACGUCGAGAUGGGAGAGUGUCGAUUGUGUGGAAACGAUAUUGAAAAGGUGUGGAGCCUCGUUCGUUGCAUAUCCGACACGUGUCACUCGCAUUUCCACUCGAAAUGUCUCGCCGCUCACGGACUGAAACGAAAAAACGAAUACACGGAGCACAUUUUCCCGCUGAAAGCCACGUGUCCGACGUGUGGACACUUCUUCUUAUGGGGUGAUGUGAUUAGGGAGCAGCGGAGGAUUAUUAAGAUCUCCACAAAAUGCGCCGAAGAAUUCCGAAGUCUGGUCGUCCGGAAAGAUCUUCAACUUAUUAAUUAA
Caenorhabditis remanei is the source of this 1266-nucleotide messenger RNA. RefSeq lists its product as uncharacterized. The transcript is spliced from 7 exons. The record is from RefSeq and is a predicted model, not a curated record. Gene Ontology annotation, cellular component: Slx1-Slx4 complex. Gene Ontology annotation, biological process: double-strand break repair via homologous recombination. Bases 1 to 1266 code for a protein of 421 amino acids. Gene Ontology annotation, molecular function: crossover junction DNA endonuclease activity; 5'-flap endonuclease activity. Lineage: Eukaryota; Metazoa; Nematoda; Chromadorea; Rhabditida; Rhabditidae.